CAGUAUUGUUGUGAACACWAUGCAAUAUCCUGARCCUAUGGAAAAACAAGUUGACAYAGUCUUAAAAGGAAUCAAUCAAACCUAUCCAAGAGUCAAAGUGUUUUUAGCAGCCAAAACUAGUCAAAUAAAAGAGACUGCAAAAAAAUACCCCAACAUCAAAACCAUUGCUGUCACUGAGGGAAGUUCAUCAGGAAAAGUGUGGAACCAGCUUAUCAAUGAAGUGUCAACUCCCUACACACUUGUUGCACGAGAUGUUGUUCAUUUUACUUGGGUUACACGUGUUGAACGACAAAUUCGCAUGAUAAGUACAACAGACCAUGUUGCAAUAGUUGGAGGAUCAUUCCGUAAUCUUACUGGACAUUGGCGAGUUGGAUGUCGACAAACUAAACUAUUUAACUAUGUAUUACAGUAUGAAGAAGGYUACCACUACUCAAGACACUCAUGCAUGUUUUGUGAUGACUUGGAAGGGCCAUUUGUUGCCCGAACUGAUCUUCUGAAAAACCUCAAAUUCAGYGAAAAGUAUAGCAAAGAAAUCUUAUUUGAAGAAUUCUUUCUUCGAGUUUUUCGAACUGGAAACUURAUAAUGAACUGCCCUGAUGCAAUGUAUUUCACAACAGACUACUCUACAGAAACUAAACAAAACAGCAAAGCAAUAUGGCRGCCUCUUGCAACAGACUURAAGUUAGUCCGUGUUGUGCUAGUGGAUUAUGGUGUGAGGCACAAGUUCUCRUGUGGGGAGAUUUCCUACAAGUGUAAUUAUGCAGUAACUAAGUAUGUUGCUCUGCCAAUGUGCUGUUUGGAGCAGUUUGGAAAAGCAAUGAAGUUUUUCCAAGAUUUAUCCAUUCAAGAUAAUUUACACUAUGAGCUGGAUACUGGAUCUAUUUUGGCAGCAGCAAAAUUUAACAACUACAACCCUUUUGAUAUUGAUGGCGAUGCUAUAUUAGUAUCCAAAAAUUUCUCUACUUUGUACAGCAAAGCAAGUUUAAUCAAACAAAAUGGCUUUAGCCUGUCKAGYUACCAGCCAGUCAARUCUAAGUCAGCUGGUUACUUAAGCUUUAACACGCCUGAAAUCAAUGUAGARGUAUGGGGAAUUAGCACUACAACUGCCGACAAGUUUUCCCCUCCUGAUCUUCAAGGACUCAAAUCUUAUACCAAGUGCCAAGUAAAUUACCACUGGAUUAAUUGUGCAUAUUUCCCUGUGUUGUACGCUCGUAAUCGUUAUGGACCAGAUGUUUUGAAACAUAGCCAAAGCUGGAGACAUGUCAAUAAAAAGCAUAGUUUUGAUAGGUAUACACCAGGUUCGUUUGUAAAAUGCAACGACCCAAGCUUUCAUGCUUGUCUGGACAAGUUUCCUGGUGAUGGAAAUAUUGCUUUUAAAGUAUUUUAGACUUUGGUUCAUAACCUUUUUCUUUAAAAAUAUUUGAAUUACGGGUUUUUUUGUUUGUUUGUUUGUUUGAUAAUCAGAAUAUUUAAUAUAUUUAAUAAUACUAAUUUGAAUACUACAAUUAAAUUUAUUCAGAAAGUUAAAUAGACAUACGUAUUUGGAUCAUGGAAAUCUAGCAGACAAAAAAUUGACAAAAGCUGCGUUCACAGGUGGCGAUCACAAAGAGAAACGUUAAGUUGAUUUUCCUUUUUUUCCCCACUCUAAAACGUUCCUUAAUCUAGGGACGUGGCUUAUCUAUGAGAGCAGCUUAUACWUGAGUAAAUGUGGUAAUUGUUAUAAGCAGAAUACUAUAUUACAUUUUUAAUAUUUUUGUGAAGUAGACACCUUACACUCUGUAUCCUUUUGUGUCUAUUUUAAUAUCACACUUAAAUAGUCUAAUUUUAUUUCACAGGUUUAAUGAAUUCAUUUAUUUUAGAGUGCAGGCACCAAAAGCAUUGAAAAGGACUUAACAAAGUGCCAAAUAGCACAAUAGACUAGUGUAGAUUAAGAGUGAAGUCAUCAACCAUUUGUGAAACAAUUACUACAUGUACUAMACUAUUAGGGUGUAGUAGGAUACCAAAAUGCAAAAUCAAAACCGUGUUUGCCUAAUUAGUUUGUCCCAUGUCAUAAGUUAAACUAUUGGGAGCUAAURGGAGGGAAUAGUAUUUAAUAGUACAAUUCGUAUUUCACAGAAUCGAAACCUGUAAACCUGUGAAACAAAACUUGAAUAUUUAAGUGUGAUUAUAGUCAAAUAGACACUCUAAAGAAAUAGCACACAAAGGUGUAUGUAAAUGUUAUAUCUAUUUUGCAGCUUUUUUGACUUUGCUCUAGAAACAAAGGAAUUCACAUAAUUUAAUACAAUUUAGCACUAUUUAUAAAUAACUAAGUCUUUAUGGCUUUCAUGUAUGCACUUUUUUAACUCAAAAUUUAUAGAUAGUAUAUUUAGGGACAUACUUUACUUUUUGAAUUCUAAAUAAUUUAAACAAUGGUUGAAACAAUGCUUAAAUGUAUUUUUACAAACUGCAAUGUAGCAAGAACCGRUACAAAUGCUCUAUUUUUUACGAAAACAAAAACUUCAUUUCAGUUACUCUUUGGAAAAUGAAGGGUGUUUUAUGUGUUGACAAAUAUCCAAAAGUUGUAAAUGGAAAUUUGAUAUAUUUAUAGUGUGGUUGAUGAAAUAUUAUUUUCAAAUUUAAUAAUACUUUGAUAAUUGCUAGUUU
Molecule: messenger RNA, 2643 nt
Organism: Exaiptasia diaphana
Lineage: Eukaryota; Metazoa; Cnidaria; Anthozoa; Actiniaria; Aiptasiidae
Exons: 1
Coding region: 20-1387 (455 amino acids)
Biological process (GO): protein O-linked glycosylation via mannose
Cellular component (GO): Golgi apparatus
Source: RefSeq, a predicted model, not a curated record